UGCGAUCCGUGUAGCGCAAUUCUUUUUCUCUUCUUCUUCCUUGGUUUGAUGUCUGUAUUUGGUGGCAGACCUUUUGAUAAAGUUGGAAGAGGCAAGAGGGAUUUUGUCAUAUAGUUGCCUAAGAAUUGAGCUAAGCAUUCCUUUCCUCUUCUUUUGGGUUCCUUUGAUCUGAGCAGGAUUCCCGCAUCUCCGUUUACACAUCUCAGUUUCUGAGAGGAAUUGCUGCCCUGGUCUGAAGCUGGUGUUGGGGACUUGGGUUUCCAGCUUUCAACAAAAUGCUGGCAACCAAUGGAGUCUUCUACCCUAUUCUUGGCCUUGCAUCUUGUGCUGCCUUCAUAUACAUGUCCUUUGGGGACCUGGCAUGGGACAUUGGCACCCAUGUGAGAGGGCCUGAGACGAGCUUUGUGGGAAGGAAUGGGACUCGGUUCACUGUGGAUGGGAAGGCGUUCUAUGUGAAUGGUUGGAACUCGUACUGGCUGAUGGAUCAAGCCGUGGAGGAGGUUAGCAGGCCGAGGGUGAGGGCGAUGCUGCAAGCUGGUGCUAAGAUGGGGCUCACAGUUUGCAGGACUUGGGCAUUCAAUGAUGGCGCCUACAAUGCUCUACAAGUGUCUCUCGGGCAUUUUGACGAACGUGUCUUCAAGGCACUCGAUUGGGUCAUCGUGGAAGCAAAAAGACAUGGCAUUCGGCUGCUGCUCAGCUUGGCUAACAAUCUGGAGGCUUAUGGAGGAAAGACUCAGUAUGUCAAAUGGGCAUGGGAAGAAGGAAUUGGAUUGAGUUCCUCAAAUGAUUCCUUCUUUUUUGAUCCAUCGAUCCGCAGUUAUUUCAAGACUUACCUAAAGACUAUAUUGACAAGGAAGAACCACUUGAAUGGGAUUCAGUAUAAAGAUGAUCCCACAAUUUUUGCUUGGGAACUCAUGAACGAACCACGAUGUAUGUCUGAUGUGUCUGGUGACACUCUCCAAAAGUGGAUCGAAGAAAUGGCAGCAUAUGUGAAAUCAAUCGACAAAAAUCAUCUCUUGACUAUAGGACUCGAGGGGUUUUAUGGUUCCACAAGUCCACCAGAGAAGCUGAAUGUGAACCCUGGACAAUGGUUUAGCACGGUGGGGUCUGAUUUCGUCCGAAACUCCAGAGUACCAGAAAUAGACUUUGCUUCUGUUCAUAUCUACCCCGAUCAAUGGGAAGUAGGUGCAGGACUGGAUCAGAAAAUGAAGUACAUCUCGAGAUGGUUGACAUCUCACAUCGAAGACGGGGACAAAGAACUCAAGAAACCUGUCUUGUUCACUGAAUUCGGCCUCUCCGAUAAGACCAAAGGUUUUGAUCACUCCCACAGAGAUGUGUUCUACAAGUCCAUCUUCAACAUCGUCUACAGAUCUGCACGGAAGGGCAGAUCAGGUGCAGGAGCCUUUGUGUGGCAAUUUAUGGUUGCAGGCAUGCAGGAGUACUGCGAUGAUUUCGGGUUUGUGCCGGAGGAGAGGCCUUCGAUGUACAGGCUGAUAAAGAAGCAGUCAUGCAGGAUGGCGAAACUGAGCUAUGGGAUAGGUUUGCUCAAGACAAGAUUUGGAAAGCUAUGUGCAGAGUAAACAUUUAUCGCACUUUUGAUUCUGCUAUUUCUUAGUGGAAGUCAUUGGAGAGGAAGCUUUGGUUUAUAUGCUUCUGGAGGCUAUUGGUCUGGACAACAAGCAUACAUAUUCUUUAAUGUAAAGAAAUUUUAUCUGCGUGGCAUCAA
Musa acuminata AAA Group (dessert banana) is the source of this 1726-nucleotide messenger RNA. Its product is annotated as mannan endo-1,4-beta-mannosidase 2-like. Gene Ontology annotation, molecular function: mannan endo-1,4-beta-mannosidase activity. The transcript is spliced from 5 exons. NCBI's taxonomy places the organism in Eukaryota, Viridiplantae, Streptophyta, Magnoliopsida, Zingiberales, Musaceae. The record is from RefSeq and is a predicted model, not a curated record. The coding region runs from base 276 to 1580 and encodes 434 amino acids.